Molecule: messenger RNA, 933 nt
Organism: Aspergillus calidoustus
Lineage: Eukaryota; Fungi; Ascomycota; Eurotiomycetes; Eurotiales; Aspergillaceae
Source: the annotation of a GenBank genome assembly
AUGGCUAACCGACCCCUCGUCCCUGGCGUUUACGUGCCGACCGUCGCCUUUUUCACCGAGAACGAAGAUGUUGACAUCCCCACGGUCGAAAAGCAUGCGGCAUACCUAGCAAAGACUGGUCUCGCCGGUAUCGUCGUUCAAGGAAGCAACGGCGAAGCCGUCCACCUAGACCGCGAAGAACGAAACUCCAUCACCGCCGCGACCCGCCGCGCCCUCGACUCCGUCGGCGCCACAUCCCUUCCUGUCAUCGUCGGCACAGGUGCGGCCUCAACCCGCGAGACCAUCAACCUGUGCAAAGACGCCGCAGCCUCUGGCGGCGACUACGUUCUCGUCCUCCCACCAAGCUACUACAAGUCCCUGAUCUCCAAUGAGGCCCUACUGGACCACUUCCGUGCCGUCGCAGACGCUUCCCCGAUUCCAGUUCUCAUCUACAACUUCCCCGGCGCCUCGUCAGGACUCGACCUUUCCUCCGACGACAUCCUUGCCCUCGCCGCUCAUCCGAAUAUUAUCGGUACGAAACUCACCUGCGGCAACACGGGUAAGCUUGCCCGUAUUGCUGCACAAGCCGGUCCGUCGUUUCUUACUUUUGGCGGAUCAUGCGAUUUCACCCUUCAAACUCUCAUUGUGGGCGGUGCGGGUGUCAUCGCCGGUACCGCGAACCUUAUCCCACGUGCCUGUGUGCGAAUCCAGGAGCUCUAUAAUGACGGCCGUGUCGAAGAAGCCCAGAAGGUCCAGGCUGUGGUGGCCCGUGCGGAUUGGCACGCUAUCAAAGGUGGAUUUGUGGCUGUUAAAAGCGCGCUUCAGUCGUACCGUGGGUACGGGCUGCAGCCGCGCCGGCCGUGCGUUGCACCUUCGGCCGAGGGAGUUGCUGUUCUGAAGGAGGCGUUCAGCGAGGGUAUCGAGCUCGAGAGACAACUCGAGGCGUCGCAAUGA